Hemibagrus wyckioides is the source of this 4530-nucleotide messenger RNA. RefSeq names its product zinc finger protein ZFP2-like. The record is from RefSeq and is a predicted model, not a curated record. The transcript is spliced from 8 exons. The coding region runs from base 337 to 2790 and encodes 817 amino acids. NCBI's taxonomy places the organism in Eukaryota, Metazoa, Chordata, Actinopteri, Siluriformes, Bagridae. Gene Ontology annotation, biological process: regulation of transcription by RNA polymerase II. Gene Ontology annotation, molecular function: histone methyltransferase activity; DNA-binding transcription factor activity; protein binding.
AAUGCGCCUGAUGGCUGCAGUUCCAACCUGCAGAAGUAGAAAAGGCUUUCCCUCUUUACCUGACUGAGCUAAUCGUCUCCGCUUUAAACUAUUCCUAAUAGAGUUUACGUUACUGUGAGGAUUUAAAACUCUUCUCUGCUUUCCAGGCUGAGUGUGUUUCAGAGCUGUUUGGAUGUCUGGAGGAAGUUCCCUCAACCACCUGGGUUCCUGACCAGUGAAGAUGUUUUUUUGCAGGUCUGAUGGUGGGAUCAGUGGAGCGGUGCCGGAGGGUCCGAGGGAGCGUGGUGGAAUGAGGGAAGUGAUAAGAGGUUUGAAGUCAAAAGAGUUAUAAAUAUAAUGAGCUCAGCUGGAGGCAGACAGCACUCUUCCAGAAAGGCUUCAGCUCCAGAUUCUGCUUGUUCACAGCUGUGUGAGGACAUGAAAACAGAGACUUCAGAUGGAGGUACAGAAUGCAUUGUGGAGAAAGAGGAGAACCUGGAGCUGAGCAUCAGUAACCAUGGAAACGACUUCACCAAGACUCCUGAUGUUAAGAUCUCCAUUAAAGAGGAAGAAGCUGAUGAUAAAGAUUUCCUAUAUUGUGAAGUUUGCCAGUCCUUCUUUUUUAACAAAUGUGAGGUUCAUGGUCCAGCAGUCUUCAUUCCUGACGCUCCUGUUCCCAUGGGGGUCACUGACCGAGCCAGACAAACUCUUCCUUCUGGACUCGAGAUUCAGAAGUCCGGUAUUCCCGAUGCAGGUCUGGGAGUGUUUAAUAAGGGGGAGAGUGUUCCAGUUGGUGCACACUUCGGACCCUACCAGGGAGAGCUGGUAGACAGAGAGGAAGCCAUGAACAGUGGCUACUCUUGGGUGAUAUACAUAAGUAGGCAGUAUGAAGAAUACAUAGAUGCCAAGAGAGACAUGCAUGCUAACUGGAUGAGGUAUGUAAAUUGUGCUCCUCGUGUUGGAGAGCAAAAUCUAGUGGCAUUUCAGUAUCGAGGGAGUAUUCUGUACCGUUGCUGUCGACCCAUUCAUCCAGGACAGGAGCUUUUGCUGUGGUAUGAAGAGAAUUAUGCCAGAGAUCUAGGCCCUACAUUUCACCACUUCUGGAAUAAAAAGUGCUCUUCGAAGGAACUAAGUGAUGUGCUGUUGCCAGUCUUCUCCUGCUCCUUGUGCACAGUUUCCUAUACAUCUCAAAUUUACCUGGACAAACACAUGAAGAGAUGCCACUACGAGGAAUAUUUAAAACUGCAGGAGUCGGGACAGAUUAAAUAUGAGGUUCAGAUGCCCACAGAAGGUCCCAGAUGUCAGCAAGCAUCAUCUGAUACUCUCAGUUUGGACACUUCUCACAAAGAAAUUCAUAAGGAAAUUCAUCACUGCUCAGACUGUGGAAAAAGAUUUACUCAUCUGGGUAAUCUCCAACGACACCAAAACAUUCACAAAGGAGUCAAGUCACAUCACUGCACACAAUGUGGAAAGAGUUUUAAUCGGAAGGAUCAUCUUCAACAACACCAGCGCAUUCAUGCAGGAGAAAAGCUUCAUCACUGCUCACAGUGUGGAAAGACUUUUAAUCAUCAGAGUCAUCUUCAACAACACCAGCGCAUUCACACCGGAGAGAAGCCGUAUCCCUGCUCACAGUGUGGAAAGAGUUUUGCUGAUCAGAGUUCUGUACAACGACACCAGCGCAUUCACACGGGAGAGAAGCCGUAUCAGUGCACACAGUGUGGAAAGAGGUUUCGUCAUCAGGGUAAUCUUCAACGACACCAACUCAUCCACACAGGAGAGAAGCCGUAUCACUGCUCACAGUGUGGAAAAUGUUUCUCUCAACAUAGUCAUUUCCAACAACACCAGCGCAUUCACACAGGAGAGAAGCCGUAUCACUGCUCACAGUGUGGGAAGAGUUUUACUCAUCAGGAUAAUCUUCAACAACACCAGCGCAUUCACACAGGAGAGAAGCUGUAUCUGUGCUCACAGUGUGGAAAAGGUUUUACUGACCCGAGCAACCUUAGACGACACCGGCGCAUCCACACAGGAGAAAAGCCGCAUCACUGUUCACAAUGUGGAAAGAGUUUUAUUCAAAAAGUUGAACUUCGGUUACAUCAGCGCAUCCACACAGGAGAGAAGCCGUAUCACUGCUCACAGUGUGGAAAAAGUUUCUCUCACCAGAGUUAUCUCAAACAACACUACCAUAUUCACACAGGAGAGAAGCCGUAUCACUGCUCAGCGUGUGGAAAGAGUUUUAUUCAGAAGAGUGCUCUUCAACAACACCAGCUCAUUCACACAGGAGAGAAGACGCAUCACUGUUCACAAUGUGAAAAGAGUUUCACUGACCCAAGAAAUCUUAAACGACACUACCGCAUCCACACAGGAGAGAAGUCACAUCACUGCGCACAGUGUGGGAAGAGUUUUGUUCAAAAGAUUGAACUUCAGUUACACCAGCGCAUCCACACAGGAGAGAAGCCGUAUCACUGCUCACAGUGUGGAAAAAGUUUUAAGCGAAAGGAUCAUCUCCUACAACACAAAGGCAUUCACACAGGAGAGAAGCCGUAUCACUGCUCAGCGUGUGGAAAGAGUUUUAUUCAGAAGGGUGGACUUCAACAACACCAGCGGAUUCACACAGGAGAGAAGACACAUCACUGUUCACAAUGUGAAAAGAGUUUCGCUGACCCAAGAAAUCUUAAACGACACCAGCGCAUCCACACAGGAGAGAAGCCGUAUAACUGCUCACAGUGUGGGAAGAGUUUUAAGCGAAAGGACCAUCUCCUUCAACACAAAAGCAUUCACACAGGAGAGAAGACACAUCACUAUUCACAGUGAGGAAAUCGUUUUACUGACACGAGUAGUUUCCAAAGACUUCAGAGCAUUCAAACAGGAAAGAAGCCGGUUUUACUGCUUACAGAGAAUCCAUUGUGUCUACACAGUCUCUAUGCAAUAUUACACUGCCUCCAUAUUAGUGGUGUUAAUUCUGAAAAUAUUACCAUACUUUGUAUCUUUAUGUUUAAGAGUGCUGAAAGUUUUAUAAUUUUGAGCACUUUUUUUUUUUUUUAAUUUUUGACGAAAAGGCAAUAUUGAAAUGAAAUAUUUGACAUCAGAAAGGUAGUAAGUAGUGAUGGAUUUUAAAUAGUCUGACACUUCACAAAUAAUGUUAAUGGUGAUAAUGACAAUGUGACUGAAUAUGCAUUUGUUGUUGUUUUGUUGUUUUAAAUUGAAUUGAAUUGCCACCAUAAUGGGCCUAAUAUUCAAGAUGGAUACACUGUAAAUGCAUUCAUUCAAAAUUUCUUUACCAUAGUAUGUACACAAUUUGUAAAAAAAAAAAAAAAAUCUGCAAAAUCUUUAUAAUAGUAUAAUAUAAUAGUAAAAUAGUAUAAUUUGUACUAAGUUACGUAUUGAUUUUGUAAGUAGUUUACAAUGUCACAGAUAUACUUCCUAAGAUUGAAUUGUGUAUCUGCACAACCUUUUUAGACAGGCGUGAAGAAAUGCAGUUUCUUUCAAAAGUAUAUAUUUUAAUUGUUUGUGUUUAUCAAUUUACAAAUUGCAAAGUGAGUGAACAGAAGAAAUAUUCUAUACUUGGUAUGAUGACCACGUGGCUUCAAACCAGCAUCAAUUCUUAUACUUGCAGAAAGUCAGGGAUUCUGUAGGAUGAGAGUCAGGUGUCUCAUUAACCAAUUACACCAAGCAGGUACUAAUGAUCUGUUUCAUGUGUAGGUUGAAACCCAGUCAUUGAGUGAAACAGGAGCAACUGUGUAGGAGCUUAAACCUGGGUGACGAACAUCAAACUCUGUACUAAGGUCAGGUUGUGGAAGUCAGUUUCAUGUCACAGGUCAUACUCCAUGGCCAGACUGACCACAGCAACAAGACACAAGGUAGUUCUACUACAUCAGCAAGACCUCUCCCAGGAACAGAUCUCAAAGCAGACUGGGGUUUCAGGAUUUAAAACAGAGAAACUGGUGGUGUUAAUGAGCGUAGACGUAGUGGCCAAGGAAACUGAACACAGCAGAUGAAAGACACAAAACAGUCAUACCUCACCAAACAGCCUUUUCACACAUAUUUACAGACGAAGGAGAAAGACAAUAUGGCCAAUGUCAAAGUGUUUAGUAAUAAAGUGUUUUAAAGCCUUUCAGCAACGGAAGUAAGACAAAAACAGAUAGAAAAUCAAUACAAAGUAGAUCCCAUUUGGGUGAAACUCAUGGUACCUUCAGACUGAGUGGCCAGAGAAAAGACCUACCACCAGAGCUGAAGCUAUACUGGCAUGAAAAAGAGAACCUUACCUUGGCUGGAGAUCUCCUCCUGAGAGGCCAAAGAGUUGGCAUUUCCCAUUCAGUGCAAGCAGAAUUUUUUUAAUAGACUCAACCAUGGCCACCAACAUUAGCUCAAAGUUCAGUUUACACAGAUUGAAAUGUGUAAAUUCACGUUAUUAACAUUCAGUUCAUUUAAUAUUUUUUUAAAGAGUGAGAGAAAGUGUGAGAAUGAGUGGAUGUGAGCUCAAACCAGCUGCCCAAAUGGGAAAUUGAACACUAUUUUUCAUUUAAAAUAAACUCGAAGUCAUCAAACAUAAAA